Molecule: messenger RNA, 2359 nt
Organism: Mustela lutreola (European mink)
Lineage: Eukaryota; Metazoa; Chordata; Mammalia; Carnivora; Mustelidae
Gene: VSTM4
Product: V-set and transmembrane domain containing 4
Exons: 9
Coding region: 52-1122 (356 amino acids)
Source: RefSeq, a predicted model, not a curated record
GGCGGGCGGCGGCGCUGCUGGGGCGUCACAGCGCCGGGCGGCGGCGGGGAGAUGCGGCUCCUGGCGCUGGCGGCGGCCGUGCUGCUGGCGCGGGCUCCGGCCCCGGAGGUGUGUGGGGCCCUCAAUGUCACCGUGUCCCCGGGGCCUGUGGUUGACUACCUGGAGGGGGAAAAUGCCACUCUUCUCUGCCAUGUCUCCCAGAAGAGACGAAAGGACAGCUUGCUGGCCGUGCGCUGGUUCUUCGCACGCCCCAAUGCCCAGGAAGCCUUGAUGGUUAAGAUGACCAAACUCCGGGUGGUGCAGUACUACGGGAAUUACAGCCGUAGUGCCUUCCGGCAGAGGCUGUGCCUCCUGGAGGAGAGGCGCGGGGCACUGUACACGCUCUCUGUUUUGACCCUCCGGCCAGCAGAUCAAGGGCAUUACGUCUGCAAAGUCCAGGAAAUCAGCAAGCACAGGAAUAAGUGGACCGCCUGGUCCAACGGUUCCUCAGCGACGGAAAUGAGAGUGAUUUCCCUCAAAGCUUCUGAAGAUUCAUCCUUUGAGAAAAAGAAAGAGACCUGGGCAUUUUUUGAAGAUCUCUACAUCUACGCUGUUCUCGUGUGCUGCGUGGGGAUCCUCAGUGUCCUCCUCUUCACCCUGACCAUCAUCUGGCAGUCUGUGUUUAGCAAGAGGAAAGCCAGAGCGAGACAUUAUUUGGUGAAAUGUCCCCAGAACAGCUACAGAGAACCCCGCAUAUGUAUUUGUGGACUCACCACCACUUCCUUAGCCAGUCCCCUGCUGAUGGACAGUUGGAUUCUUUCUGAUCCAUUGCUAUCAACAACAGCACCCUCCGGGGAGACUGUGACCAGUGUGACCAGCUUGGCCCCCCUGCAACCCAAGAAGGGCAAGAGGCGGAAGGAGAAGGCUGACGUUCCUCCUGCAGUCCCUGCCAAAGCUCCCAUAGCUGCCACAUUCCAUAAACCGAAGCUGCUGAAACCACAGAGGAAAGUCGCCCUGCCGAAGAUCGCAGAGGAGAGCCUGACCUACGCUGAGUUGGAGCUGGUCAAACCCCACCGGGCUGCCAAAGGCCUCCCCACCAGCACCGUCUACGCCCAGAUCCUCUUUGAGGAGAACAAGCUGUAACGUGGCGUCCUCUUCCGUGGUCCUAUUUAAUACAUGCCACCCCAGUUAUUUAUGAUACCUUGGAAACAAAACCCUUAUUUUUGUAUUUUCCCUCGUGUCUCCUGUGUGGUGGGGUACAAGGCUCCUCUCCGUAAAAAAGUAGGGGCCGCAGCCCUUGGACGAAUCUCCCAAGACGAAUCUCCCAGGACGGGACGUGUCUGGGUCUGAGCCCCGAGCAGUAUGGACUCUGAUUCGGAGAGCACCCAAGGAGAUUUUCUGCUGAGCCAAACCCCUUCAUAUUUUCCUCUCCUUUCUUUGGGUUUUAAUCUUUUUUAAAAUCUUAUUUUAAUCUUCUACUCUUCCUGUAUUUGUGAUAUCAAGCUCAUAGUAUACAGCUAGAGGAAAUGCCAUUAUAGGCGCAAGUGUGAGAUGGUAGAUACGUACUAAUUGUUUUUUCAGAAAGUCAGAGAGCAUUUCUAGGGCACCUCGAGUGGAGCAAACUGCUUACUGCAAACGGUCACUCAAGAAAGCAUCUCUUGUUCUAAACAGAUGCACUGACCCUGGAGAUUUAAGGGCAGUGGCAGAUUGUGGGGAACCUUGCUGUCUAAGCUAACAGCCCAGUAUCUCCAAAUACGCCAGAGCCCAUUUCCCCACCCGGGAUCCCCCAAGGCUGCAGGGCGAGUAGCACACCAUUCAAAAGGACUUCAGCACGGUGGACCCGCAUUGCUAUAGAAACUCUUGUUCUCCAGAAAGUUCUUACUGUUUUCCAAAGGAGCAAGGGAGGGAGCCAGCCAUCCAUGGACACACUGCUGGAAGUGGGCCUCUUAGAAGUGUACAGAGUUACUGCUCUGAUUGUAUGUCUGCUUCUGUGUGAGCAGAGCUUUCUGCCUGGUUCCCCUGGGCUAGGAGAGUAGGAGGUGCAAGCCGAGCUGGACAAACGUGUUUUAAAGACCCUACUGUUGUAGAGCACCUCUCCCAAGCCAACUUCACAUGGGCUUUCUCACGUGUCUGGCCUGGGCUCAGACAGGGAUGCCGGUUGAGGAGAUCUGUGCGGAAGUUGCCCUGUGUGGACUGCUACAACACCCAGGAUCUCCCUGAAGACGGAGACCUUCUAGAAGAGAGACAUCCUGUUGACUGUAUUGUUAAGGACACUUUUUUGUGGGGUGUGCUCUGGGUGCUCACUUAUAGCACACUGUAGAAAUUGUUCGGCUUUGUAAUGGACCAUGUAUAUAUGGUAAAUUAUAUAUUUUAAACACAA